CUCCAGCGGCCCUAGCAGCAGCCGCCGCCGCUGUCCGCAGCUCCGGGUAGGGCUCCGUUCCGCUCUUCGCCGCGUACGGCAGUCCAGCGGUGAGAAGGCCGGGAGCAGCGGCGCAGCUGUCAAACACCCCACUCUUCUGCCGUCGGGACCGGCAAGGCCGGGCUGGCGGCGGGCGGGCUGCCGCCCCGUGCCCCCGCCCCGCCCCGCCCCGCCCCGCCCGGCCGCGCCGCAGUGCUCGGCGGGUUCUUUUGGCCGCUGCCGGCCGCCGUCCCGGCGCUGCAGCCCGCGCGGUAGCUCGGGGCGGGGCGCGGCAGCCGUGAUGGCGGAACCCAGCUGAGGCUGCGCGGCGCCGGGCGGAGGAGUAUUAUCCAAGAGGAGUUAGACCUUGAUGAAAAAGAUGCCUGCUGCCUGUGAUUCGGCGCUUGAAGAUAUUGAAGAUAUCGUGUCAGCAGAAGACUUGAAACCACAUGAUCGGCAAUUUGUAAUGAAGAAUGUUUUUCCAAAAGUACGAAAACGCAAUUCACAAAAAGAUACUCAGGCAGAUGAUGAUCCCCCAAGUGACAGCAUUAUUCCUGGUGCUCAGAAAAUCUGGAUUCGUACAUGGGGAUGUUCUCACAAUAAUUCGGAUGGUGAAUAUAUGGCUGGACAGCUGGCUGCAUAUGGAUACAAAAUUACAGACAACUCUGCUGAAGCAGAUUUAUGGCUGCUGAACAGUUGUACAGUAAAAAAUCCUGCUGAGGACCACUUCAGAAACUCAAUAAAGAAAGCCCAAGAAGAGAAGAAGAAAGUGGUUCUAGCAGGCUGUGUGCCACAAGCCCAACCUCGUCAGGACUACCUGAAAGGCUUGAGUAUUAUAGGGGUUCAGCAGAUAGAUCGUGUAGUAGAAGUUGUGGAGGAAACUAUUAAAGGUCAUUCUGUGAGACUGCUGGGUCAGAAAAAGGAUAAUGGAAAACGUCUGGGGGGAGCACGACUGGAUUUGCCAAAGAUUAGGAAGAAUCCGCUGAUAGAAAUAAUUUCCAUCAAUACAGGAUGUCUCAAUGCAUGUACCUACUGCAAAACCAAGCACGCCAGAGGAGAUCUAGCAAGUUAUCCAGUUGAAGAACUGGUGGACAGAGCGAAACAGUCUUUUCAAGAGGGUGUUUGUGAGAUAUGGCUGACCAGUGAAGACACAGGGGCUUAUGGCAGAGACAUUGGCACAGACCUCCCUACGCUUCUGUGGAAGCUGGUUGAAGCUAUUCCCGAGGGAGCUAUGCUGAGGCUUGGCAUGACGAACCCUCCCUAUAUUUUAGAGCAUCUGGAGGAAAUGGCAAAGAUUCUCAAUCAUCCAAGAGUAUAUGCUUUUCUGCACAUACCUGUCCAGUCAGCCUCUGACAGCGUGCUCAUGGACAUGAAAAGAGAAUACUGCGUGGCAGACUUCAAACAAGUAGUGGAUUUCCUUAAAGCAAAAGUGCCUGGAAUAACAAUUGCUACAGACAUCAUCUGUGGUUUUCCAGGAGAGACUGAUGAAGAUUUUCAAGAAACAGUGAAACUUGUAGAACAGUACAGAUUUCCAAGCUUGUUUAUUAAUCAAUUUUACCCACGCCCCGGAACCCCAGCUGCAAAAAUGCGUCAAGUUCCAGCUGCAGUGAAAAAACAGAGAACAAAGGAUCUGUCCCAGCUGUUUCAUUCAUACAAUCCAUAUGACCAUAAGGUUGGUGAGAGGCAGAGAGUUCUGGUAACAGAAGAAUCCUUUGAUUCCAAUUACUAUGUUGCUCACAAUCCUUUCUAUGAGCAGGUUCUUGUACCAAAGGAUCCUUUGUUAAUGGGUAAAAUGGUCGAAGUGAAUAUUUAUGAAGCUGGGAAACAUUUCAUGAAGGGGCAACCAGUAUCAGAUGCCAGAGUUUACACUGCAUCCAUCACUAGACCAUUAGCAAAAGGAGAAGUUUCUGGUUUAACAGGGGUGUUCAGACAUGCACCACAGAAUGGCACAAACUGGAAAGCUCACCCUUCUGCUGAGAUCCCAGUGAAAACACCACUCGGCUCAUGGAUGGCUUUGCAGCUCCCAUGGCAACAAGAAGGAGGUGGACUGAAGAUACUGUCUGUCAGCCUGGCUCUACUGGCAGCUCUUGUUAUGUUUUACUAUGGUGGAAUGAAAACAGAACUGUGAACUGAAUGAGGCUUUUAUGAAAACAAUAAAACUGCUGUUUAAAAUCUUCAAAUGAAACAUUUUUACCAACAAUUCCUUUUCUUUUUUCUUUAUUCUUUUUUUUUGGUUAAAAAAGCUAUUUUAAAUUGAGCAAUAAUUUGUACUCACCCUAUGCCUUUCCUGCCAUUUGUAGGAGAGAAUGUUAAUAACCUCUAGGGAGAUCUAUCUUGCUAAAAUUUGAGAUCCUUGGUUGACAGAACAGUUUGUUGCAUCUUUCUUCUUCUAAGAAAUCUUUCUAUUUAGUGAUAUUGGUAACCUUUUAUGGGCAGAACAUUUAAAGGUUUCUUAAAGAUUUUGCUUAGUGCAGUGUGAUGGUGUGAUAUGUGUCUUUUUACAUUAGAAUCAAAUUGCUGGGCCAUUAAAGUUUGUCAUUUGUUGCUAUUUAUUUUGCUGUCAUGUCUGAAAGAAUUUUGCCCUGCUCUUUUGCCUCUCUCAAAUUCGCAAUGAGUUACUAUGCUAUGUUAAUAGAAUGAGAAUUAUUUUUUACUUAGAAAUAGUUUUAAAGAUAUUGCUUUUCUAUCAUUGAAUGGGAAUAUGGAGUUCUGGUGGUAGAGAUCUGUUAAAAGAUGGAUUUAAUACAGUAUAGAUUUAGUAUAAUGCUCAGAGAAGUACACAUGAGUCUUUUAUUAGCUGUGCAUUGGAUUGUGCUGUGUAUAAGACAAUAUUGCUCUGUUAGUGAGGAGGUUACAUUUUGCAUGCUGCAAAUUUCUGAUUACUUUCUACAAGCCAUUUUUGUCAUAACGGGAUCUCCAUGCAUCUUGAGAUUGUGCUGGUCAGCCAGGAACUGGACUCUGUGCCCGGUUCUGCUCACAGCUGACUGCAUGAUAUUGUUCAUUCGUCCACGCAUUGUUGCUGAGCUGUCUACAUGGCUAUUUGUGGUUUAACCCGGGUAGGCAGCUAGCAUGAAGCCACUAGCUCACUUCCCCCCUGGUGGGAUGAGGGAGAGAAUCAGAAAGUUAAAAGUGAGAAAACUCAUGGGUUGAGUAAAGACAGUUUAAUAGAUAAAGCAAAGGCUGUGCACACAAGCAAGGCAAAGCGAGGAAUUAUUUCACUACUUCCCAUCCACAGGCAGAUGUUCAGCCAUCUCCAGGAAAGCAGGGCUCCAUCACACAUAACAGUUACUUGGGAAGACAAGAUACCAUAACUCUGAAUGUGUCCCCCCCACUCCUGCUUUCUGCCCAGCUUUUAUUGGUGACAUGAUGCCAUAUGGUAUGGGAUAUCUCUUUGGUCAGCUGGGAGCGGCUGUCCCGGCUGUGUCCCCUCCCAACUUCCCGUGCACUCCCAGCCUACUCUCUGGUGGGGUGGUGUGAGCAGCCGAAAAGGCCUUGACUCUGUGUAAGCACUGCUCAGCAGUAACUAAAACAUCCCUGUGUUAUCAACAUGAGUUUUGUCACAAAUCCAAAACAUAGCUGCAUACCAGCUACAAUGAAGAAAAUUAACUCUAUCCCAGCCAAACCCAGUACAGUGGCUCUGUAGUGCAGAUGAAUAAUCCUCUAAGAAGAAUGCUUCGUACUGUGUAAACUGAGGAUUCGUAAUAAUUACAGACAAUUAAGCAGGAAGUUCCACCAUGAUGCUUUCAGUACAGCUUGUAAAUUAUAACAACAGAUGUAACUGUCUUCAGGAACUCAGCUGUGUAAUGAUUUGAAUAUUAUAUUUCUUAUGCAACCACUGAAGGUCAUGAACAAGACUUAAAAUUCAUGAGAUUAAAAAAAAAAAACCCCAAAAACAAAACCCAAAACACAACACAGACAACAAAAACCAACCAACCAAAAAUCACCAAAAAGAAAAACCAACUGUGCUUUUGAUUUGCUUCGGUUUGGUUGUUUUUUUUCCAGGCCUUUCUGUACAAUCAGGAAUAUAUAACAAUCAGUAAUGUACAUUUUUAACAACUCUGAAAUUCUCAAAAAAAAAAACCCAAACCCAUUUGUCUCUGGGAACUGAAAUUUUCGGGAAAGUACCACAUAUCGCAAGGUUCUCAGGAAAACUAUGAGUUGACAAAGUCGUCAUAUGUGAGCCAAAUUUUUGCAUUUGAUGGGAAUAAACUAUGCAGAUAUGUUCUAUGCCUCUAGCACUCUGUCAGCCACUCUAGCUUAUCUAAUCAUAGCAAUUACAGACUCAUUGCAUCAGCUGUUACAGAGAUUUACAAAGCUUGUGAUUUAGAUUCUGUGCAUCAUUGGCUUUAAUGAGACCAGCUUAUUUUCUUAGAAAUAAUGUAAUAUACAGAAAGAGGACAAAGAAGACUUUGUAAAUUACAUUGCCCACAGAUGCAGUAUAUUCUUAAACUGAACUUUAAUCUGGUAAGUAGGAAGUGUUGUUGUCAAGUAUUUUAUUAUCUUCCUUUAGAUUUUGAGAGGGCUUUUUGACACUUUGUGUUGCAGAGCAGUAGAGUGUUUGUCAAUUUUUUCUGUUUAUUUGCAACUAAAGCUUUCAAAGCCGCUGAGCUGAACAAGUCAAUUCUGGUCAAACAGCUCAUCCUGUCCUUCAGGCAAAACCCAAAGUGCAUGCUACCUGGGGCUACUGUUGCAGGCUGGGAAACCUUAGUGAGCGUAGAGUGAACUGUAGACGUACAUCUACUUCAUGGAAUGGAUUGACCUGAAUACAUUUGAUCUGUGACUUUUUGGCUCCCUGAAUGCUUCUGUCAUGCUAGGUCGUGUUUCUAAUUUUUACAUCAGCAUUAUGUUUGAGGCCUACUUGCACCAAGCAUUCUCUCCUCGCAAACCAUCAGGACGGGUGAGAAAUCUACUGCGCUCCAGGUUAAUGAGGUCAUUGCAGGAGAAGUUUCCCCACACUCAGUUUGAUGUCACUUUUUCACGUGCAUGAACACAGUCAUCACUAGAGAAUGUGUCUGCUAAUAACCAAUCUACGUACAAUGCCUUUGGUUUUUUUAAAGCAAAAUAGAAUCUGAUUUCUUUUUGGUACCAAGGAAACCUCAACUAUUUUUCUUAUAUGUCUGUGGUAGCUCUGAGUUCUCUUUGGCUGUUUUCAGUGAGGAAUCUUGCAAACCACAAGACUUGAAUAGCAAAGACAUCUUAAGUCUCUUCUGAACAACAUUAAGUGCACACUUUUUAUGUCCUGCUUGUGCAUGGUUUUGGAUGCUGGAGGACUUUCUCAUUUAAUCUUUUCAUUGUAGCUUUCUAUUAAUGGUAUACUUGUUUAGAAAAAUAAUAUUAAAUCAAAGAAGCAGUUUAUAUAAAGCUUGUUCUAUAAAGCAGGAGAGCAAAAGAAGGAAGUACCUUUUUGAGGAGAGUUCAUCCACCUCUGUCACAUCAUUGCCUGCACAUCUCUGAACAUCUGACAGUUUUUGUUAAUCUAGUUUCACUCCCCAGUUCAACUUCCCAUAUGGAAAGCUGGAGUGAUGUCUGAAUAACAGCAAGUAAUAUCUGAAGUGGCAGCAACUGGCAACUCUGACAUUGAGCUUGGCUGUAGCCAUUACCCAGAAUCCUUCCACUCUUCUUGAGAAGCAAUUACAAUUUCACAGGUUGGAAUUAAAAUUCCCUGCGGUAUGCAAUAGAGUAACUGAAACUGUCAAAGUGAUUUCAAGCUGCUAAUCUCUUGCUGCUCAAAGAGUGAAAAUAGAGCCCCUCAUACCCAGGCACAGAUCUGACAACUUAAAAACUCCAGCCUUCCACUGCGUUUAAAUACAUAUGGAGAGUGGCUUGAUCUGCUCACAGAGGAUAUCUGUAAAGAUGUUAUGUCUAUGAACAUUUGUGUGUUAUUAACAAGUCUAUCUUUUUUAACUUUAAGAUGUGUGUAACUUCAGAGACUAAGACAAAUAUAAAAGAAGUCUUAUGCAAAAGCUCUAAGAAUUUGAAGGAAUGAGUAGGCAUGUGCCUGUCUGUGUGAGGCUUAUUAAAAUCUUUACUUAUGUAUUUUCA
Messenger RNA from Strigops habroptila (Kakapo), 6060 nucleotides. RefSeq names its product CDK5 regulatory subunit associated protein 1 like 1 (gene CDKAL1). Gene Ontology annotation, cellular component: endoplasmic reticulum. The coding region runs from base 389 to 2146 and encodes 585 amino acids. The record is from RefSeq and is a predicted model, not a curated record. NCBI's taxonomy places the organism in Eukaryota, Metazoa, Chordata, Aves, Psittaciformes, Psittacidae. Gene Ontology annotation, molecular function: 4 iron, 4 sulfur cluster binding; tRNA (N(6)-L-threonylcarbamoyladenosine(37)-C(2))-methylthiotransferase activity. The transcript has 16 exons. Gene Ontology annotation, biological process: tRNA methylthiolation.